UAUGUUUUGCUGGUUCAAGAAAUGCCAUGGAGUUCAUGUUUGGUGUACCCUCACGCAAAGGAAGAUGACAUAUGGUUGGUUUUUUGUCACUUGGCCAUUUAUUAAAAAGGAAGCCAAAAGGGCUAAAGUGUUGAGAAAAUUUUGGUAAUUUUAUUCCCCACGUCCCUGAGCUUAUUAAUUUGAUGCGAGGACUAGGGACGUUGGAGAGGACUUUGAGUUUAGGUCCUCUCUAUUUUACACUUUUUUGCCUUUAUUAUCCUUAUUUUUGCCUCUCUUUUUUUUUUUGGCUUUGAUUAUUUGAUGAAAACAAGGCCCCAGCCUCAUUAAAGAAAAAAAAAAUAUUCAUGAAGGCUCCUCUUUUGGAUGGCCAUAAUUUUGACAACUUAGUAGAAAUGAUUUUGACGUUGAUAUCAAAGAAUAGCACGGCUAUUUGUACUCUUCAGAAAGCUUCAGGAGCAACCAUGAAUGCGUUAGUGGCAACCAACAGGAACUUCAAGCGGGCAGCUAAGCUGUUGGGGUUGGACUCCAAGCUUGAGAAAAGUUUGCUGAUUCCAUUCAGAGAGAUUAAGGUUGAAUGUACCAUACCCAAAGACGAUGGCACUUUGGCGUCUUUUGUCGGGUUCAGAGUUCAGCAUGACAAUGCCAGAGGUCCAAUGAAAGGAGGAAUCAGAUACCACCCAGAGGUUGAUCCAGAUGAAGUCAACGCGUUAGCGCAACUUAUGACAUGGAAAACUGCAGUGGCAAAUAUUCCCUAUGGUGGGGCUAAAGGUGGAAUAGGGUGUAAUCCAGGGGAGUUAAGUGUGUCUGAACUGGAACGACUUACCCGUGUGUUCGCUCAAAAGAUACAUGAUCUAAUUGGAAUCCACACAGAUGUUCCAGCUCCUGAUAUGGGAACUGGUCCGCAGACUAUGGCAUGGAUACUGGAUGAGUACUCCAAGUUUCACGGCUACUCACCCGCUGUUGUUACUGGAAAACCAAUUGAUCUCGGUGGAUCUCUAGGCAGGGAUGCUGCAACUGGACGAGGAGUGCUCUUCGCCACAGAAGCCUUGCUUAAGGAGCACGGGAAGACCAUAUCAGGGCAACGAUUCGUCAUUCAGGGUUUUGGAAAUGUGGGUGCCUGGGCCGCUCAGCUAAUCAGUGAGCAGGGUGGGAAGAUCGUUGCCGUAAGUGACAUCACUGGAGCUAUAAAGAACAGCAAAGGGCUUGAUAUUCCAAGCCUACUCAAACAUGCCAAGGAACACAAAGGUGUGAAAGGAUUCCAUGGCGGGGAUCCGAUCGAUCCCAAAUCAAUACUAGUAGAGGACUGUGACAUUCUCAUUCCAGCAGCCCUAGGAGGUGUCAUCAACAGGGAGAAUGCAAGUGAUAUUAAAUCCAAAUUUAUUAUUGAAGCUGCCAACCAUCCAACCGAUCCCGAGGCUGAUGAGAUUUUGUCAAAGAAAGGUGUUGUUAUUCUUCCAGAUAUAUUUGCUAACUCGGGAGGAGUCACUGUUAGUUACUUUGAGUGGGUUCAGAACAUCCAAGGAUUCAUGUGGGACGAAGAGAAGGUGAACAAUGAACUAAAGAAUUACAUGACCAGAGGUUUCAAAGAUGUGAAAGAGAUGUGCAAAACCCACAACUGUGAUCUGCGUAUGGGAGCCUUCACUCUAGGUGUUAACCGCGUUGCACGAGCUACUGUUCUUAGAGGUUGGGGAGCCUGACAUGUUUGCUGCUCUGAAUAAAGAUAGGCUUCAACGAGGCCCCUCAUACUCGUCGAGAUUUCUCUUGCUUAUGGGAGUUUAAACAUCUUUCCUGUCGUGUAUUGCCUUAAUUUCCACCUCUUAAGGUGUUUCUCGUAUGAACUGCAAAUUCUCUUACAGGAAGUAGGGAGGAAUUGCUGAGGUUUUAUGGCCUAAUAAGUGUUUUCUUUUAGCUUUUUGGUUUCUUUUGAGGUGGAAAGAUUUGAUCUUGGAUACCCUCGAGGCUUUUAUCACUGCCCAAUUCCUCGUUGGCAAAGUUUAUUGUAAGGUGGAAAUUGCGUCAUGGGUUCUUAAUAAUUUGAACUUCCUAUUCAUAAUUCCACUUUUCAAA
Molecule: messenger RNA, 2067 nt
Organism: Populus euphratica (Euphrates poplar)
Lineage: Eukaryota; Viridiplantae; Streptophyta; Magnoliopsida; Malpighiales; Salicaceae
Product: glutamate dehydrogenase 1-like
Exons: 10
Coding region: 345-1697 (450 amino acids)
Biological process (GO): L-glutamate catabolic process
Cellular component (GO): mitochondrion
Molecular function (GO): L-glutamate dehydrogenase (NAD+) activity
Source: RefSeq, a predicted model, not a curated record